AAUCAAAUCGAUUUGCUGAUAUGUCGUUAGGUUGGGAUAUCUUGUCGACCAAAUCGAGCCAAAACGACGUAAGCACCUAAGUGCAAGAGUCAUUUCACGGUUUCCUCUUGGUUUUCUCCGCGAGACACGCAUUUCUUCCGCGCUUCCCGGGCAUUCGGCAGCGCGCAUGGCGCCUAAAGCAGCCGGGAGACGGCGCCCAGUUAGCUGGGAGAAAGAUGGCGUUGGUGGCGGGCCAUCCAGCGUGGAUAUAAUCCUGAAAUGGAUUACAGCGGAAGGAAAUCUUUAGCGGUGGCGUGGGGACACCUUUGGCGGUAAAACGAAGAAGGCUUUAGCUACUGAGAUUGCAGACCUCAUCAAGAAGGCCGGUAUCACGGGCAGAACGGACAAAGGUGUUAUGCAGAAGCUGAACGACAUCCAGGACUCGUACAAUAAAGCAGCAGAUGUGGAGAGGCAGUCUGGAGAAGGCAUCUUGGAUGAAGAUGAGGAAAGAACCUUCCAUGGUAAGAUUCUCCGGUCCUAUAGGACUAGUGCUUUGUUUUCCUAACUGCUAUUUUCUCUCUCCAGAUAAACUCUUUCGUAUUUGCAAGCACUGGGACGUACUGUAUCCUGUCUUCCACGAUCGCGCAUCCGCGAAGCCGAUUGCUCCUACCGGAACAUGUAAACCACCGGUACGAAGUGCAAUUGAUACUCGGAGUGGGGUAGAAGAUAGCAAUGGGCACCGCGACUUGACUUCCCGUUUGGUGAGUCUCCCCCAAGUGCCAGCAAAGGCAGUGAUGAGGAGGGUCACAAUCACAACAGUAACGAGGUUGACACUCAGCCAGAUUCGAGUACGACUCAUGUGGCUCGUCGACCUGAUGACAGCAUCGAUGUUGCUUCAGACGACUGUUCUGUAGAGACCGCUACGGGGACUUCAAGCACGUCCACAGCUCCUAAGCGCCCAGGAGAUAGUGGCGCUGACACGGUGGUUAGUAGCAAGAAGAGAACGACUAAGAACACGAGCAAGAAGACUGCCAAGUCCAAGCGCGGAAAACCACUCAGCCUUGCGCAAGAGCCCCAGAAAAAACGCAAGAGAUUGGAUGAUGUGAUGUACGACUCCAUCUACGAGCGCGCCCUUCUGGCUCAGAAGCGCACUUGCAUUGAUCUAGCUCAGGCAAAGGUGCAGUUUACGAAAGAUUUGCUGGUGCUGGGGAUCUACUCGACUGACGAAGUGAAGACUAUGGUUUUGGCAUUGCUAGAUAGGUUUUCUAGCACAGUCUGCAUCACGCGCAGACGUUUAAUUUUGCCUUGAGUGUCCGCGCUCCUAAUUAAAGCGUUGUCAAAGUUACCGUCGUCAAUUAAAUCGGGGAGUUCCUGUGCCAUUGGGAUCCAUGCGUUUGGGUCAUCGCAUUCUGAAUCUCCAAGUCUGGGAACAUAAAGUAGUAAGU
Phytophthora nicotianae INRA-310 is the source of this 1424-nucleotide messenger RNA. RefSeq lists its product as hypothetical. NCBI's taxonomy places the organism in Eukaryota, Oomycota, Peronosporomycetes, Peronosporales, Peronosporaceae. The transcript has 2 exons. The coding region runs from base 441 to 893 and encodes 150 amino acids. The record is from RefSeq and is a predicted model, not a curated record.